Molecule: messenger RNA, 1473 nt
Organism: Dendrobium catenatum
Lineage: Eukaryota; Viridiplantae; Streptophyta; Magnoliopsida; Asparagales; Orchidaceae
Product: UDP-xylose transporter 3
Exons: 8
Coding region: 300-1250 (316 amino acids)
Cellular component (GO): Golgi apparatus
Molecular function (GO): UDP-xylose transmembrane transporter activity; antiporter activity
Source: RefSeq, a predicted model, not a curated record
UCGCUUCUAUCUUUCAUCUCCUGCUUCCACCCUCCCGCUCUUCUUAAGAAUAGCUUCAAAUCGAAGGGAAGAUUUUAAUGCGCUUGGAGAAGAAGGCAUUAUAAAAUAGCCAGAGAUACUGCAUUCUCGAACCUUGAGGAGGAAGGCAGGUCUUGUUGUUUCUUAUCGGAAUCCGAACUGGUUUAGGGCUGCGAAUUAAGGAAUCUUUUCUCAGAUUUUGAAUGCUGAUACACGUUUGUCAUUUGCUCUGGUUGGGAAUGAGAUUGCAGCAGUGAGCAGUUGGGAAUCUGGGAGCGGAGAUGGGCGAGAAGCAGCGGUUCCAGCUGGGUACUGUAGGUGCGCUGUCGCUGUCGGUGGUCUCCUCGGUGUCAAUCGUGAUCUGCAACAAGGCACUCAUCAGUGCCCUCGGUUUUACAUUUGCCACAACAUUGACAAGCUGGCAUCUUUUAGCUACAUUUUGUUCUCUUCAUAUGGCUCUAUGGAUGAAGUUGUUUGAACAUAAGCCUUUUGAUUCAAGGGCAGUAACGGGAUUUGGAAUAUUGAAUGGAUGCUCUAUUGGUCUAUUGAAUUUAAGCCUUGGUUUCAACUCGGUUGGAUUCUACCAGAUGACAAAGCUUGCAAUUAUCCCUUGCACUGUUCUGUUAGAGACUUUCUUCUUCAGAAAGAAGUUCAGUCGGAGCAUCCAAUUAUCACUAGCCAUCCUUCUUCUUGGUGUUGGGAUCGCCACUGUGACAGACCUUCAACUCAAUAUUCUUGGAUCUAUCUUGUCGCUGCUUGCAAUUGUCACGACAUGCAUCGCCCAAAUUAUGACCAACACAAUUCAGAAGAGGUUUAAAGUCUCAUCUACUCAGCUCUUGUAUCAAUCUUGUCCAUAUCAGGCAAUAACCCUCUUCAUAAUUGGUCCUUUUCUUGAUGGACUUCUAACUAAACAGAAUGUUUUUGCAUUCAAGUAUACACCUGAAGUUUUGGUCUUUAUUGUAGUAUCUUGCCUAAUAUCUGUCUCUGUGAACUUCAGUACUUUUCUUGUUAUUGGAAAAACAUCUCCUGUCACAUACCAAGUUUUGGGUCACCUCAAAACAUGCUUAGUUCUAGCAUUUGGCUAUGUUUUAUUCCGUGAUCCAUUUAGCUGGAGGAAUAUAUUUGGAAUUUCUGUAGCAGUAGUUGGAAUGGUCCUGUAUUCUUACCAUUGUGCAAUUGAGAACCAGCAAAAAGCUAGUGAAGUGAUUCUCCAGCUAUCGCAGGCAAAGUAAAGCUAGCUCGAUCUUCUGAUUGGUGUCGAAAAUGAAGCAAAUUUGUCUGUGGAUGGUAUCACUCAAAACUCUCAUUGGAACUCAAACAAAGAUCUCCAUGCUUGACUUCUUCCCUGUUCAUCCAGUUCUAAUCAGUACACAUUGAUGCCAAGUGCAUCUUCGGUAAACUUGCUUCAACAAUUCUGAAAGGAAGUCAGAUACUCAUUUUUUCUUUGUUCAGUAU